AACUAUCGGUUGGUGUUUGCUGGGUGUACUUUUUGCUCGUGUUAAUAUUAAUUUAUUAUACACAGACACGUCGUUCGGGAAAUCGGCGUUAAAUCACAACGCGGACCUUGCGAGGCGGAAGUCGUCCGCCGUCUUGCCGGAACUGAAUUCGCGAGCAGUUGAUCCAGACUCGAGCGUAACGAGUUCUUCCCCAACGAAAAAUACUUGCCUACCGUCACUUGGCAAGGGGAACCCGACGAGGACACUAAGCGAGCAAGCUGACAACGAGUACGGGCGAAGCGAUAUAGACCGCGAAGUGGAAAAUGUCAAGUCUGCAUGGCAAAUGUUACGGGGGGAAAAAUGCUGGACGAGGGGCAAAGAACGCACUAGCAGUGCCCGAACGAAAAAAUUGUACGAGAUGUUAGAGAAGAUGACGUGCGAGAUCGACCGAGUUCAGAGAAAUUAUACGGAUCCCAGGGCGAAUCCUUAUUUGCGCAGAAGCGCGACUAAUGUCCUGAGGCAGGGCGACAAGCCGAACUUACGAGAAGAAGCCGAAGUAGCGAGAAGCGUAAUCUUUCCCGACAGAAAGGCCAGGACCAAAUCGGCCGGCACUUGUCUGAGAAACGUCGACAGCGAAAUUAUUGGGAAGAACAUGGCGAGGGUACGAUUCGACGAAGCUGCGGAGUUUGAUGCGGAAAAAUUACUUCGACCGAAAUACACUGCGAAAAAGCGAUCUAUACACACUGAUACGCACGAGCACGGUAUCGCCAAUGACGUUAGAUCGGCCCACACAAUUGCAUCGAAUAGCUACAACGAAAAACGAGAUAGAGCUGUUACAGAUACAGCGAAGCCGACGUUUACAAGUGGCAGCAAGACGAGGGCGAGAAUCAGAUCUUCCAUCGAGGAAUAUCUGCAACAUUACAGCGAUAAUAUUCAUAGGCCACGCGGCAUCGCAGAGGAGGAGGAAGAGUGCUCUCGAGAAGUAAAACUAUCGGCGAGCGACAUCGCGGAUAUUCUGGCGAGUCACAAUAUUGGACCGCACGUGCUGUAUAAAAAUUUCCAAGGAUGCGGCGACGACUACGAUUCGGGCGAUUGCACGAGUGAAAACGACGAGGAUCGCGCCUGCUCGAACACCGCGGCCAACGCUACGCAAGUUACGUCCGUCGAAACUGCCCGAGAAAAUAGAAAAACUCGCGAUUACACGUCUUUUGGGAAUACGGAAUUGUAUAACGAGACACGGUUGACGAAGGCGGUCGACGCGAGAUCUUUCGAUACUCGGAGACAAUCGAGCGUGACAAAUUGCCAAGAUAACGCCCUUAUUAAAAUGGGAUUGGACAAAGAUUUACCUAGAGAUACGCUGUCGCAAAUACUGCAGUCGGAAUACUUGCGAAAGGACUUGUCUUUAUAAUCCGUGUAACAUCU
Vollenhovia emeryi is the source of this 1401-nucleotide messenger RNA. RefSeq lists its product as uncharacterized. NCBI's taxonomy places the organism in Eukaryota, Metazoa, Arthropoda, Insecta, Hymenoptera, Formicidae. The record is from RefSeq and is a predicted model, not a curated record. The transcript has 2 exons. Bases 323 to 1387 code for a protein of 354 amino acids.